GGCUGGUAAUCAAAGUAAUAAAAAAUACACAGAUAAAAGUAGGAGUUUGAUGGUUUCAAUUAAAAAACCUAACGUUAUUAAACGUUUGCUUGAUAACGACCUUUCAUUCAAUGAUAUUGUUAAUUUAUCUCCAGAAGAAAUUGAUAGCGAUUUGAAAAAGUAUGCUGAUAAAGUAAGACAAGAAUCAAUUCGUCGUUCUGUUUUAACUGUCGACGAAAACCAGGGCCAAAGAAUUAGAAGAACUCAUAAAGGUGAAGAAUUGGUUGAAGAUACUAGUAACCAACAAGUUGACGACUUGGAUGCUAAUAUAAUGACCAGAAACAUCGAUCAUAGAAGAUUUCUGGAUGAUCAAGUCAAAGAAUCUGAUUAUAUUGUUGAUUCUAAAUCUAAAAAUGUUAAUUAUAGCAAUGUUGGUUAUGACGAUGACGAUGAUGAUGACAUUGAAAAUGAAGAGAAUGAUCAAAAUGAGGAUGAUUAUGAUCCAGAAGACAAAAAGGAAAAAUCUCCCGAAGCUGAAUCAAAAGAUACUUCUAAUACCUCUAGUAUAAGUGAUGACGAUUUAGAUCUCAUUCUCAGAGGCAAACCUACAAAUACUCCUGCUGAAGAACAAAAACCCAAACCGAAACCGCAAAUACACCUCCCACCAUCUUUACCUAAUCACCUUUGGUCAGGCAGAUUUACUUUCCCUGGAUUUGCUUCGUUUUCAGCAAAUGCUGAAUUUUUCACUUGUUCAAACUAUAGAGAACCUGUUGAUAUAAACUCCGUUAUCGGUCAUAACAAAUCCGUGAAAACAUCAAAAGAAAUAUAUGCCGCUAGAUCUUUCACAAUUCAAGGUAAAUUGAGCAGAUCAACUGCUGAAAGCUAUCUACAGAAAAUUGUGGCCACCAGAGAUUUAUUCUUAGUUGAAGUUUUAUGUGCAGAAAAUCAAUAUGAUUAUGAUAAAAUGUACCAAUACUUAGCAGAAAAUGGAAAAGUGGCAGUUUUAUCUGAUAAACCUCCUUUCGUGAAGGAUGCUUAUUUAAUUCCAAUUGAUGGUAAUGAUCCACAUUUGAAUCCAGUCUUUUCCAAUCUUCCCAAGGUAAUGGGAAAAAAAGGUUUGUUUGGCCUUUAUGUUGUUAAAAAGGAUCAUUCAUCAGUUCAACCAAAUGCCAUUAAAAGAACUCCUCCUUCCGGAAAUGCAACACCUGUGGUCAAUAAUAAACACCAUCAACCGCCACCACAACAAAGUUUGGAUUCCAUCUUAACUAAACUUAGUGGUGGAAAGCCAAAUCACCUGGAACACCAAUCCCAACCAACUCAAUCACAAGUACCAACCAAUGGUCUUCCCAAUAAUUUGACGUCAGACCAACUAAUGUACUUAUCUAACUUGGUGAAGCAAAACCCUCAUGUUCAAAAUAAUCCUCAAGCUCUUGUUCAAUUGAUCCAACAGCUGCAUAACAACUUAACGCCUUCUUCCAGCAACUACAACAACAACAAUGAUAAUGAUGACGAUGAUCUUCCAACUUAUGAAUAAGUCAUAUUCAUAUUUCAUUAAUUUCUCUGUAUAUUAGUCAAAUAUCUCAAUAGCGCAUAAGUAUUACUAAGUUUUAGCAUAUAUUAUCUACCCAUGUAAAAGCUUA
This is a messenger RNA of Hyphopichia burtonii NRRL Y-1933, 1619 nucleotides long. RefSeq lists its product as uncharacterized. The annotation marks the transcript as partial. The record is from RefSeq and is a predicted model, not a curated record. Lineage: Eukaryota; Fungi; Ascomycota; Pichiomycetes; Serinales; Debaryomycetaceae. The transcript has a single exon. Gene Ontology annotation, biological process: DNA-templated transcription.